CUUUGACUUCAUCUCCACUACUCUCAAGCUCGUCAUGGCCCUGAGCAGGGGCGCCAUCGCCCUCGUGCGACAGCAAGCUGCGUCACAGGCAGACAUCCAACGAUAUGCCUCGAUUCGCUCCUUCUUUGCUGCGCAAGGAGCGAUGACCUUGCCCAGGCCGAUACGACCACUUGCCGCCAAGGGCCACCUCUCUCGCUCCUCAUUCUCAACCUCAGCUGCAUCAAACAGCAGUCAUGAUGGCGACAAGGGCCGAGAUCCGCAGCAUGCAGAUGACGCUCAACCAUCUCAGCCGUCUCAGUCGAGGCACGAUGAUGAACGAGGCCCUUUCGCAAACUACCCUCGCAACCUCAGAGAGCUAGCAAUGCGGUCGAUAUCGCAUCGAGCAUCAAAGCUAUCCUCAUCCGCAUCACCACAGAGCGACUCGGCCUCAUCUUCAUCCACUGCGGAUCAGCAAGGCGACCCAUCGACACCUCCACCUUCUCAGCAGCACAGCCUUUCCCCUCUACCCUACCGUCGACCGACGAAAGAAGAGCUCUUACGCUACGCGCAUGGAUUCUGGACACGCUUCGGUAUUCGUUUCAAGUGGUUCACAAUCCGCAGCUUCCGUCGCUUUAACGCAGACGACUUCUCUGCCUUUCUCACGCUCGGUGGACUGGGCACCAUCAUCCUCAUCGUCGUGGGGACCACGACGGCUGUCAGCAUUGUACUGUGGGGCCUUGAUAUGCUCAAUAUGCAGCACUGGAUCGGCCGCAAAAUCGCCGACUACCUCACCUCCUCCACAGGCAUCACCGUUGUCUUCGAGUCAGCCAUCCUCCCGAAAUGGAAGGACAGCCGCAUCUGCUUUCAAAAUGUCUUCAUGACUCGUCGCGCACAGGGAAAUGAUCCCGAGUCGCUACGCUUGGAGAGGGCCAAGAAGCGCAAAGCCCGCCUCAGGAGGGAGAGCGGUGAGCAACGCAGAGGAGCGGCGGCACAGAGUGCUUCGCAGGGCAUGCCCUGGGAAGGCGGAUCCUGGGAAGAAAUCGGAGACGAAGUCGCUCCACCGCUACAUCCGAGCGCGACAGGAGAGCAUCUGAGUCAAGAGGAGCGUGAGGGCGUCAACACAAACUUUACUAUGUUCGACUUAAACGUCGACACCAUUGAGGUGACAUUGAGCAUAUCACGGUGGUUUGAGGGUAAAGGGUUGGUAGAAGACGCGGUAGUCAAAGGGGUGAGAGGCAUCAUUGAUCGACGAAAUGUCCACUGGGACCCAAAUAAGCCCUACGACCCUAAGGCUGCGAGAAGGCAGGCCAGCCCAGGCGACUUUGAGAUCGAGAGCCUGGCAGUGGCCGAUGUGCUGGUCACAAUCUACCAGCCGGGAAAUUUCCGGCCGUUCAAUUUCUCAGUAUUCAAUGCGUCGAUUCCCAAGCUGAGGAAACAAUGGCUCUUCUACGACUUACUGGGCGCUGACAGCAUCACGGGUCAGGUAGACGGCUGUCUCUUCAGUCUACAUAAGCCACAGAGCAUCGGUCGCACGCACGAGAAGGAACGACAGAUGAGCGAGAGCACGGGCCGAUGGCGCACAAUCUCGCGCAUGCGCAUCGAUGGUGUCAAUAUUGACCACAUCCAAUCGCAAAGCCAAGCCGGCCGGACGGGGCCGCUUUCCUGGAUCCUGAGCGGGCGCUUCGACGUGGUUGCGGAUAUUCGCUUCCCGCGGGACUCGGCAGAGGAUGUGGAUAUCAACACCAUUAUCAACGAGAUUGUCGACAACCUCGCAAACGCUGUCAGCGGCAACGGCAAUGGGAAUGGCAAGAGGUCCAGCGGCAAGAAUAGGCGACGCCCCGUGUCCGAUGAGGAUCUGGAUCUGGACGGCGUAACGAAUGUGGACCCUGACUCACCCAUUCCCGGGCAGCACAAGCUCGAUAAGCCGGCCAUCUCUGCCCCUCUCACGGCCGUGGGUCCCGCUGCCGAAAAGGCUUGGAGGGAGAGCAUCAAGGGUACCGGGCUGCACGCGGGAGGUAGCGAUGGCGAUGAAGGCAGCGAUGGCGCUCUCCGCCACGAGCGUGAAGAGAUGCGCAGGAGGAGCUGGCGACGACGGCUGAAGGCGGCAAUCUUCUCUUCAUCGGGGGAGGACCCGCCUCCUAUGGAAGAGCCCGAGCUACCUGAGGACUCGCAGCGUCUCCAUCAUCAUCACCACCACGAGGGCAGCGAUCAGGACGAGGCUUCUUCAUCCGCACAUCAAGACGAACCGCCAGCUACUCCACCACCCUCCGUCGUGAUAGACCUCGACGUUCGAUUCAAAGACAUCAAAGCAGCUGUUCCGCUCCUGCAUUCGGACCUCCCAUACUCGCGUCAAGCCUUUGUCCGACCCAUUGUAGCAUUCAUGAACGCCAACCGAACCCUCAUCCCUUUGACGGCCCGCAUCGUCAUGGAUCUGGGUGAGUUCGACGGUAGCAUCGACCUAGCUCAAACGGGACUACUGCCGCUGGUAAGCGAGCAGAUGUACGAGGCGUUGGCGAGUCAUGUAGAGUCGGAGGCCGAGAACAGUAAGAGGUGGAAGAGAGUGAGCGUUUGGAGUUUGAAGAGUGCACUUUGGGGGCUGUUGGGAUUGGCGAGACAGCUGAGGGAUGCGUUGGAAUGAUGCGCGAGAGGAGGAGGAGCAAGAGGGUAUACGGGCCGCUCAAUUCUCGGACAAUCUAUCAAUUGUCAUCAACUUUUACUCUCCAUCCGUACGAGCUCAAAGCACGCUGAAAGGCA
Molecule: messenger RNA, 2733 nt
Organism: Jaminaea rosea
Lineage: Eukaryota; Fungi; Basidiomycota; Exobasidiomycetes; Microstromatales
Product: mitochondrial distribution and morphology protein family 31/32
Exons: 5
Coding region: 35-2617 (860 amino acids)
Biological process (GO): mitochondrion inheritance
Cellular component (GO): mitochondrial inner membrane
Source: RefSeq, a predicted model, not a curated record